Asterias rubens (European starfish) is the source of this 2427-nucleotide messenger RNA. Its product is annotated as quinone oxidoreductase-like protein 2 homolog. NCBI's taxonomy places the organism in Eukaryota, Metazoa, Echinodermata, Asteroidea, Forcipulatida, Asteriidae. The record is from RefSeq and is a predicted model, not a curated record. Bases 7 to 1161 code for a protein of 384 amino acids. The transcript is spliced from 10 exons. Gene Ontology annotation, molecular function: oxidoreductase activity. Gene Ontology annotation, cellular component: mitochondrion.
CUGUGAAUGUCAACAACAAUGUUGCUAAAGCGGGGUGUUUUUGUUGCAAUGGCCGCGUUUCGUUGCCCUCCAGAAGUUCUUCUUCGAUCAGCGGCCAGAAGCCAGAUCAUCUGCAGAGCCUCGUUGCAGACGAGCAGUGCCGUUGGUCAUCAUGAGGUAGCCGGUGUCCAGCAUACCCACCGUGCAGCUGUGUGUAAUGAAUUAGGAAAACCUCUAACUAUUAGCGAGGUACCGUCUGCUGAACAACUUGAUGAUGGCCAGGUUCGUUUAGCCGUCCACACAUGCGGUAUAAACUUUGCCGAUAUACUGACAGUAGCUGGCCAAUACCAGGUCAAACCACCAUUACCAUUCAUACCAGGAAAUGAAGUGGCUGGUGAGGUGUUGGAAGUUGCAGAUGGAGUGAGCUCAGUCAAGAAGGGUGAUCGUGUGGUUGGAUGCCUAGCCCUGGGUUCUGGUUUUAGUGAGCAGUGCCUGGCCUAUGAAGAUGAUUUGUAUCGAAUCCCAAACUCCAUGAGCUACGAGGAGGCGGCCGCCAUGCCAGUAUCUUACGGCACAGCCUGGAUGGGUUUGACCAGACGAGCCAAUACACAGCCUGGUGAGACAGUACUUGUGACUGCUGCGGCUGGAGGGGUUGGGCUAGCUACAGUUGAUCUGGCAUCUCAUGUUCUUGGUGCUAAGGUGAUCGGUGCUGCAGGGGGACCAGAAAAGUGUAAGCUGGUAACAGACAAGGGUGCCAUGGCCGCCAUAGACUACAAGGUGGAGAGCGUCAGGGACAAGACGAAGGAACUGACAAAGGGACGAGGAGCUAAUGUCAUCAUGGAUGCAGUGGGCGGGGACAUCUUCAAAGAUUGCUUGAGAUGCAUCUCAUGGGAGGGUCGCAUCGUCAUCAUCGGCUUCACCAGCGGAGAGAUCCCCAAGAUUCCAGCCAACAUCCUCCUAGUGAAAAACAUCUCAGCCCUGGGUCUGUUCUGGGGUAACUACCGGAUGCACGAUCCGCCCCGCAUCAGGCAGUCUGUGGAGGACUGUAUCGGUUUCUUCGAGGAAGGAAAGAUUAAACCGCAUGUUUGUGCGACGUUCCCGUUAGAGAAGGUCAAUGAAGCGUUCAAGCUUAUGAUGUCACGAAAGUCAACAGGCAAGGUUGUCAUAACGAUGAGGAAAUAAUGAGAUCAAAAUCCUGACCAAUCCAAGGGCUCCCAAUACCCACUAGGGUCUACCAACAAGAGUUCAGGGGCCGGUUUCACGAAACUUUACGCAUUGCGUAAGUCCACUUGCGCAAUGUUUAUGGCACAAGUUACGCCAUAAACAGUGCGCAAGUGGACUUGCGCAGUUGCGUAAAGUUUCGUGAAAUCGACUGCAGACUGGUUACACAACAAAUGGACAUUUCCUCAAGUGUUUUUUUACGACACAUACUUUUGAAGAUUUGUACGUAAGCUCUCCAUAGACCUUAUCGCAAAUACUUGGUAUGGUCGAUGUAGGCGUUGAAUGAGGCGCAUGCUUCUCUAGCUAGCGCUCAUUACUAACUAGAGAAACAUGCACCUCAUUCAACAGUUAGCGCUUGCGCAAUUAAAUGGGUAAUAGCGAUAAGGUCUAAUUCCAAACUUCCUGCUGAGAUUCUAGCAAGUACAAGUGAGAAUGUAUUUUUGGGUCUUGUAAAAAAAUUUCUAGAGUCCAGAGGAAUUAAUUUCUUGGCUCAAUACCUGUGGUCUAUUGGGCAUUUUCUUCAAAUCCCAAAAUCCUGGGUGAAUCUGUAUAAUUUAAGUUGGUUCAGAAAUGUAUAGCAAUGAAUAUUUGGUUAAUAUAUUAUAUAAAAAGUAUUUUUGUGAACGUGUACAAAUAUGUUUUACAAAAGAUUUACGCUUACGUAUUAACCAUAUAAAUAGAACACUAUGGAAUGCGGUCAUGGUUGAGUGGUCUUGACCAACCCAAGUUCUGAUGUCCGAGUCAUCAGGAUGGAGGUUUGAGUCCCGGUCGUGACACAAAGUGGUCUUGAUGAAAGACACUAAACUAUAAGUGCAUCUUAUCAUCAAGGAGUCGUACCUGCAAGGGUACAGUUAAGUGAUGCGAGUGAUGCUGUGUGCAAAUUCGGCGGCCGUUGCCACAUACUCCAAAGAACAUUGUUUCAGGAAUGAUUUUAAAAAAGGCUCAAGAUAAAGCUCAAGAUGACUGGGGUUGGACAGGCACUAUGAUACAAUUAAUGCUUAAAGGCUCAAGAUAAGGCUCAAGAUGACUGGGGUUGGACAGGCACUAUGAUACAAUUAAUGCUUAAAGGCUCAAGAUAAGGCUCAAGAUGACUGGGGUUGGACAGGCACUAUGAUACAAUUAAUGACUGGGGUUGGACAGGCAAAAUGAUAAGUUAUUUUAUCAAAUGUAUUUUUGUAUUAAUGCUUCAAUUUUCACAGAUUCAAAAUUAAAUAAAUUUGAUAACUA